Molecule: messenger RNA, 3452 nt
Organism: Cataglyphis hispanica
Lineage: Eukaryota; Metazoa; Arthropoda; Insecta; Hymenoptera; Formicidae
Exons: 4
Coding region: 253-606 (117 amino acids)
Source: RefSeq, a predicted model, not a curated record
GACAAAAGCGACAUAAGAGAAAGAGUCGGAGAAGAAAAAAUCGAGUCGGAAAUUAGUGAAAGAAAAAAAAAAAAGAGAGAAAGGAAGUUACUAAAGAAGAAGACUUUAAGAGUCGCGCGUAAAAAAGAGAGAGAAAACGACAAGUGUGUGACUCCGGAGAUCGUGGUCCGGUGAUCGAUCAGCUGCGUGUCAGUUCAUUUUUUUUUCUUUCGUAUCCCGAUAAUAUUUAAAUUGACUGAAGUGCGUGCGAAGAUGAAUCUAUCAGUCGGCGCAACGAUCCUGUGCGUUCUGGUCGUAGCACUUUUGUCGGAAACGGCAUACAUCAGGCCAUCCGAUUGGCAUCUUAGUCGAUACAGACGCCUUUCUGAUCAGAGGCUCGCCGAGCUCGAGACGAUCUUGGGGUUGCGAAAUGUGAAGGGCGUUGCGGUUCCCGUAGCAUUCGGAAAAAUCGACCCAGCUAUCGUAGGACGUAAACGAAGAUCUGUCCUGGAAUCAAUUCUGGACCAACCAAAUCGGAAUCGUCCCUUACCUUGGAAGGAAGAACCGCGGGACGAACAGAGACUAUCGAUUGAUUUAAUUCAGAAGCUUGGCGUCCCUCGAGAAUGAGACGAAAGUUAGAAAAGAGAAGCGGAAAAGAGAAAGAGCGCGAGGAAAGAGAGAGGGAAGAAGGAAGUAAAGCAAUUAAAAGGGAUAUACAUACUGACAUAUAUACACAUACGUACAUCCACACACACACAUACGCAUUUAAUUGAUCUCUCAGCCGUGAUCCAUCGACAACGCAUUAUUACGGAUCAAUCUCCGUCUCCGAGAUUUCAGUUCCUUUACGGACUUUUAACGCCUGAAGAAAUAAAUAAUUAACUCUCAAUAACCAGAAAUUACUCGUGUAACGUGUGUAAAUAGACUAAAUGGCAACAGCGGGAGAUGAUGAAGAUGUGUACGGAAGAAAUUACCGUGCAAAAUAUCCAUGGGAUGACAGUGCGUGAUCGUGUCUUCGGGGACUGCGUUCUUUAUUUAAGUAUUUGAAAGACUUAACGAGAACAGUAUUUUAUAUGUGAAUAUCGUCUCAGUAUUCGUGAAAAUUUGCGCGUAAUUUGUGAGAUAUAUUUUCUCGAUAAGGCUGUAAAUCUCAUAGAUUUGAUUUACACGAUCGCGUUAAUUGUUUAUUAGAGACGUUUGGAUAAUAAUUUUUGUAAUUUCGAAAGUUUUUAAUCGUCUUUUCUCCGACUGCAUCGGUUGUUUUAAUUCGGCCGCUACUGUUUAUUAUUACGCAAGCUGAUUACAUUAGAUCGUGUAAUUUAUAUAAUAUAUCGCGUAAGAGAGCGCAACGUCAUUCCAACCGGCUUUUCUCGAUUACGCCGGUUUUUUUCGCCGAAUGUGUGAUCCGUCGAUUAUUCACGAUGACGUUGAGACAUAGAAAAGAAACGUCUGAUAUUUCACUUUUCUAAAAAAGUAGAAUCUCGCAAAAUUUCAAGUUUAUGCCGUAUAAUUUUCAUUUGGCCACCGAUUCAUUAAAUCUGCCACCGUAAUCACUUUCAAUUAAUCUCUAUCGUGGCUGAACGAAAACGAAACUAGAGCAAAAAAUGAAAAUUUUAUUAUAACGUGACCGUGACCAAUCGAUUUAUCUUUCUAGAAUAUAAAUCAAAGAUAUACAUAUAUAUACAGGGUAUCCGGCAACUUUUGACACACCCGAAAUGUGAAGGUAGAUUGGAUCAAACUGAAAAGAAAAGUCAUAUACCAUUUUCCUCUAUAACGCUUCAUAAAGAAGUUAUUAAGUCAAGUCAUCUGACCAAUCAACGCCGAUCUUUAACCUUUAGGACACACGUCAGUGAGCCGCGCGCCUGCAGUGAUGCGCCGCUUACAGUUGAACGCUCACGCACACUACCAGGCGCGCGGCUCACCAAGGUGCGCUAAGCUAAAGAUCGGCGAUGAUUGGCCAAAUUUUGAUGACCCUUUACCCAAACUCUUUUAUUAAGCGUUAUUCAAAAAAAUAGUUCAAGACUUUUCUUUUCAGUUUGACCCAAUCUAUCUUCAUACUUCGGGUGUGUCAAAAGUUGCCGGACACCCUGUAUAUAUAUAUAUAUAUAUAUAUAUAUAUACAUAUAUGUAUGUAUGUAUAUACAGAGUGUCCGGAGUCGGUCGCAUCAUCCGUCGUGUGCAGAUAGAGCAGAUAAAUCUGAGAAGAAAAAUUCUGUAUCAUUUUUUUUUUAUAUUUAAAGCUUUUUAUAGUAAAGGAGUUAUUAUUGAAGUCUGGCCAAUCAGCGCCGGACUUUUAGUCGGACGCACGUUAGUGAACCGCGCGCCUGGUAGUGGUGCGCCGCCGCGCUAGCGGCGGAGCGCUCUCGCACACUAUCAGGCGCGCGGUUCAUCGACGUGCGCCCUGCUAAAGAUCAGCCAGACUUCACUUAAUAAUAACUUUUUUAUUAAGCGUUACAGAAAAAAAUGGUAAAACAGGAUUUUUCUUCUCAAUUUUAUCUGCUCUAUCUGCACACGACGGUGGUGCGACUCCGGCCACCCUAUAUAUACAGAGUGUCUGAUAAUAAUCGUCCCACCCGUAAUAUACAGAUAGAGCGGAUUAAAUCAAGCAAGAAAAUCCUUUACCAUUUUUUUAUGUAACGCUUAAUGAAAGCAUUAUUAUUGAGUAAAGUUUGUCAAUCAUCGCUGAUCGCAUGUCGGUGAGUGGUGCGCCUGGUAAUGUGCGUGAGCGUUCAAUUGUCACAGCCUCAGACACCCUGUAUAUAUUACGAGAAUAUCUGUUACAGCAUAGUUUACGAUAGUGUUUAAUAUGAAAAAAAUCCUGAAUUUAUUACGAUCCUUAUCGAGAAAUUAAUUGUUAAUUUUACGAAUUUACUUACUUCGAUAAAUCUUUUUGUUGUUUUUCCAGAUGUUUAUCUAAAAUUAAUCGUCUGUUCUGCCUUUGACGAACGAAUUUAUAUCACGCUCGCAAGUAAUGUUUCCUUUAUUAUAACAAAAUUAUUUUGUACCUUAUUGUUAGCAUAAAGGACCAAAAUUAAUAUUAAUUGUGAAUUUUGAAACUUUUACGCGUGCGAACGGCAUGUAUUGCAUUCCGGGCUCGGCCAUGUAUGUUUUAGUUUUUAUUUAUUAAAUUCUUACUUAGUCAUUUCUUCUUUAGUUCUACGUUGAUGUAGAAAUUAAGAAUUUACAUCAGACAGAAAAGUAGUAUCUGUCAUCUAUCGAUGGGAUUUAUUGUAGAUGUGACCAUGUAUUGAGAAAUGACACAAAGCAUUUCUCAUACGAAAUUAUCUCUUAUUGUUAGCAAAUGAUUAAUUCUCUAGAUGAGUUUUAUUUUUAUUUUAUAAGUUUUAAUGUAGAGAAAUUAUUUUAGUAUUAAUUGGACUCGCGCACGCAUCUCAUGAGUCUACGUUCCUUAACAUUUACUACUUAUUGCCAUGUAUAAUGUUUAAUAUUUAUUUGUUAAGAAAAGAUACUAAAAA